CGCUGGGAGUGAACUCUAGGCUGCAGAGCUGGUAAGCGCGGCCCUCGAAGGAGGAAGCCUUUGCCCCGCCGCCCGCGAGGCAGCAGGGGGGCCACCGCCGAGGCGCCGGUCCCCGGAGGCCCCGCCGGCCACACGCUGAGAUGUGGAAUCCCCUGCACGAAACCGACUCGACCUUUGUCGCCUGGCGCCGCCCGCGCUGGCUGUGCGCUGGGGCCCUGGUGCUGGCCGCCUGCCUCUUCGUCCUCGGCUUCCUCUUCGGAUGGUUUAUAAAAUCCUCCAGUGGAGCUACUAACAUUCCACAGCAUAGUGUGAAGAAAGCAUUUUUGGAUGAGUUGAAAGCAGAGAACAUCAAGACGUUCUUGUAUAAUUUUACACGGAUACCACAUUUAGCUGGAACAGAACAAAACUUUCAGCUUGCAAAGCAAAUUCAGUCUCAGUGGAAAGAAUUUGGCCUGGAUUCUGUUGAGUUAGCCCAUUAUGAUGUCCUGUUGUCCUAUCCAAAUAAGACUCAUCCCAACUACAUCUCAAUAAUUGAUGAAGAUGGAAAUGAGAUUUUCAACACAUCAUUAUUUGAACCACCUCCUCCAGGAUAUGAAAAUGUUUCAGAUGUUGUUCCACCUUUUAGUGCCUUUUCUCCACGAGGAAUGCCAGAGGGUGACCUAGUCUAUGUUAACUACGCACGAACUGAAGACUUCUUUAAGCUAGAGCGGGACAUGAAAAUUAAUUGCUCUGGGAAGAUUCUGAUUGCCAGAUAUGGGAAAAUUUUCAGAGGAAAUAAGGUUAAAAAUGCCCAGCUGGCUGGGGCCAAAGGGAUCAUUUUGUACUCGGAUCCUGCUGAUUACUUUGCUCCCGGGGUGGAGUCCUAUCCAGCUGGUUGGAAUCUUCCUGGAGGUGGUGUUCAGCGUGGAAAUAUCUUAAAUCUUAAUGGUGCAGGGGACCCUCUCACACCUGGCUACCCAGCAAAUGAAUAUGCUUAUAGACGUGAAAUCACAGAGGCUGUCGGUCUUCCAAAUAUUCCUGUUCAUCCAAUUGGAUACUAUGAUGCACAGACGCUCCUAGGAAAAAUGGGUGGAUCAGCACCACCGGAUUACAGCUGGAAAGGAAGUCUCCAAGUGCCCUACAAUGUGGGACCUGGAUUUACUGGAAACUUCUCUACCCAAAAAGUCAAGAUGCACAUCCAUUCCAACAAUAAAGUGAAAAGAAUUUACAAUGUGAUUGGAACUCUCAGAGGGGCAGUGGAGCCAGACAGAUAUGUCAUUCUUGGAGGUCACCGUGACUCUUGGGUAUUUGGUGGCAUUGACCCUCAGAGUGGAGCAGCUGUUGUUCAUGAAAUUGUCAGGAGUUUUGGAAAGCUGAAAAAAGAAGGAUGGAGGCCUAGAAGAACAAUUUUGUUUGCAAGCUGGGAUGCAGAAGAAUUUGGUCUUCUUGGUUCCACUGAGUGGGCAGAGGAGAAUUCCAGACUUCUUCAAGUGCGUGGUGUGGCCUAUAUUAAUGCUGAUUCUUCUAUAGAAGGAAACUACACUCUGAGAGUUGAUUGUACCCCACUUAUGUACAGCUUGGUAUACAACCUAACAAAGGAGCUCCAAAGUCCUGAUGAAGGUUUUGAAGGCAAAUCCCUUUUUGAGAGCUGGAAUGAAAAAAGCCCUUCACCCGAAUUCAGUGGCUUGCCCAGGAUUAGCAAAUUAGGAUCUGGUAAUGAUUUUGAAGUGUUCUUCCAAAGACUUGGAAUUGCCUCAGGCAGAGCACGGUACACUAAAGAUUGGGCAACAAACAAAUUCAGCAGCUAUCCACUGUAUCACAGUGUCUAUGAAACAUAUGAAUUAGUGGAAAAGUUUUAUGAUCCAGCUUUUAAGUAUCACCUUGCUGUGGCCCAGGUUCGAGGAGGAAUCAUCUUCGAACUAGCCAAUUCCAUAGUGCUCCCUUUUGACUGUCGAGAUUAUGCUGUCGUUUUAAGAAAGUAUGCUGAUAAAAUCUACAAUAUUUCAAUGAAACAUCCACAAGAAAUGAAAACAUACAAUGUGUCAUUUGAAUCACUAUUUUCUGCAGUGAAGAAUUUUACAGAAAUUGCUUCUAACUUCAGUGAGAGACUCCAAGACUUGGACAAAAACAACCCAAUAUUAUUAAGAAUUAUGAAUGAUCAACUUAUGUUUUUGGAACGAGCAUUUAUUGAUCCUUUAGGAUUACCAGACAGGCCUUUUUAUAGACAUGUCAUCUAUGCUCCAAGCAGCCACAACAAGUAUAUGGGGGAGUCAUUCCCAGGGAUCUUCGAUGCUCUGUUUGAUAUUGAAAGCAAGGUGGAUCCUUCCAAGGCCUGGGAAGAAGUGAAGAGACACAUUUCUAUUGCAGCCUUCACUGUGCAGGCUGCAGCAGGGACUCUGAGAGAAGUAGCCUAAGAAGUUUCUUUGGGGAACACAUCGAAUUAGUAUGAUGUAUCACUCAGAAAGAAUCAUGUUGGAUGUACUGAUAAACUGAAAAAUAAAGUUGUGUACAUAUAUAUACAUAUAUAGA
Balaenoptera musculus (blue whale) is the source of this 2508-nucleotide messenger RNA. Its product is annotated as glutamate carboxypeptidase 2. The transcript has 19 exons. NCBI's taxonomy places the organism in Eukaryota, Metazoa, Chordata, Mammalia, Artiodactyla, Balaenopteridae. The record is from RefSeq and is a predicted model, not a curated record. Bases 141 to 2393 code for a protein of 750 amino acids. Gene Ontology annotation, molecular function: carboxypeptidase activity.